This is a messenger RNA of Zonotrichia leucophrys gambelii, 504 nucleotides long. Its product is annotated as cytosolic beta-glucosidase-like. The coding region runs from base 1 to 504 and encodes 167 amino acids. The record is from RefSeq and is a predicted model, not a curated record. Lineage: Eukaryota; Metazoa; Chordata; Aves; Passeriformes; Passerellidae. Gene Ontology annotation, biological process: carbohydrate metabolic process; glycosylceramide catabolic process. Gene Ontology annotation, molecular function: glycosylceramidase activity; beta-glucosidase activity; beta-galactosidase activity. Gene Ontology annotation, cellular component: cytosol. The transcript has 4 exons.
AUGAUUUACCUGACAGUGCUGGAGGAUAUUGCUUUUCCAGUUGAAUUUGCUUGGGGUGCAGCUACAGCAGCAUAUCAAAUUGAAGAAGGCUGGAAUGCAGAUGGAAAGGGCCCUAAUGUCUGGGACAUAUUCACUCAUCAGGGAGGAGAUCGAGUUUUCAAGAACCAGACUGGUGAUGUAGCUUGUGGCAGCUACACUCUGUGGGAGGAAGAUUUGAAAUGUAUCAAACAGCUUGGAUUGACUCAUUAUUGCUUUUCUCUUUCCUGGUCACGUCUGUUACCUGAUGGGACGACAGGUUUCAUCAACCAGAAAGGAGUCAAUUCUUACUGCAAAACCAUUAUGGACCUGGGAAAUGGCAUCCUGCUCCCUGUAUCAGUUUGGUUUGCCUUAAUCCUUAAAAAACAGGGGAUCAACAUCAAUAUUAAUGUAAAUUAUUGCUUCAUAACAUUUGGAGGUUGGCUGGUCAUUACUAAUGGGCCUUAUAUUGCUUUGAUGGUUGUUUAA